UGCCCUUAGGUCAGCUGAAGCUGUCCAUUGAUGCCCAGGACCGGGUUCUGCUGCUCCACAUCAUGGAAGGCAAAGGUCUGAUGAGCAAAGCGCCUGGCAUCUGUGAUCCCUACGUGAAGAUUUCUUUGAUCCCCGAAGACCAGGGGCUGUGCUGCCAGAAGACACAGACCAUUCCGGACUCCAGAGACCCCGUCUUCCAAGAGCACUUCUUCUUUCCUGUCCAAGAGGAAGACGAACAGAAGCGCCUCCUGGUCGCGGUGUGGAACAGGGCAGGUGACUCCAGACAGAGUGGACUCAUCGGCUGCAUGAGCUUCGGGGUGAGGUCUCUCCUGACUCCAGACAAGGAGAUCAGUGGUUGGUACUACCUUCUGGGGGAGGACCUGGGCCGGACCAAGCACCUGAAGGUGGCUAGGCGGCGACUGCGACCCCUGAGAGACCCGCUGCUGAGAAUGCCAGGAGGUGGGGACACUGAGGACGGGGAAGAACUUAAGAUCACCAUCCCGAGGGGGAAGGAUGGCUUCGGCUUCACCAUCUGCUGUGACUCUCCGGUCCGCGUCCAGGCGGUGGAUUCAGGGGGCCCGGCAGACAGGGCAGGGCUGCAGCAGCUGGACACUGUGCUACAGCUGAACGAGAGGCCCGUGGAGCACUGGAAAUGCGUGGAGCUGGCCCACGAGAUCCGGAGCUGCCCCAGUGAGAUCAUCCUGCUCGUGUGGCGCCUGGUCCCCCAAGUCAAGCCAGGCCCGGAUGGCGGGGUCCUGCGGCGGGCGUCCUGCAAGUCGGCGCAUGACCUCCAGUUGCCCCCCAACAAGCGGGAGAAGAACUGCGCCCAUGGGGCCCAGGCUCGGCCUGAGCAGCGCCACAGCUGCCACCUGGUAUGUGACAGCUCCGAUGGGCUGCUGCUCGGAGGCUGGGAGCGCUACACCGAGGUGGCCAAGCGCGGGGGCCAGCAUACCCUGCCGGCGCUGUCCCGUGCCACUGCCCCCACCGACCCCAACUACAUCAUCCUGGCCCCGCUGAACCCUGGGAGCCAGCUGCUGCGGCCUGUGUACCAGGAGGAUGCCAUCCCCGAAGAAUCGGGGAGUCCCAGUAAAGGGAAGUCCUAUACGGGCCUGGGGAAGAAGUCUCGGCUGAUGAAGACGGUGCAGACCAUGAAGGGCCACGGGAACUACCAGAACUGCUCAGUCAUGAGGCCACACACCCCACACUCAAGCUAUGGCACCUACGUCACUCUGGCUCCCAAGGUCCUGGUGUUCCCCAUCUUUGUUCAGCCUUUAGAUCUCUGUAACCCUGCCCGGACCCUCCUGUUGUCAGAGGAGCUGCUGCUGUACGAGGGGAGGAACAAGGCUGCCGAGGUGACACUGUUUGCCUAUUCGGACCUGCUGCUCUUCACCAAGGAGGACGAGCCGGGCCGCUGCAACGUCCUGAGGAACCCCCUCUACCUCCAGAGCGUGAAGCUGCAGGAAGGUCCCUCGGAAGACCUGAAAUUCUGCGUGCUCUAUCUGGCAGAGAAGGCAGAGUGCUUAUUCACUUUGGAGGCGCACUCGCAGGAGCAGAAGAAGAGAGUGUGCUGGUGCCUGUCAGAGAACAUCGCGAAGCAGCAACAGCUGGCGGCCUCGCCCCCACAGAGCAAGAUGUUUGAGUCGGAGGUGGAUGAGAAAAGGGAGAUGCCCUUGGAGGAAGGGAAGGGGCCAGGUGCCGACGACCCCCCACCCAGCAAGGACCCCUCUCCUGGACAGGAGCCUCUUCUGGAACAAGACCUUCCACUCAAUAAGGACUCUUCUUCUGGCCAGGAACCAUCUCCUGGCCAAGAAUCCCUAUCGAGCAAAGACUCAGCUUCCUGCCAGGAACCCCCACCACGCCAGGAACCCUCACCAACCAAGGACUCCCCACCAUGCCAGGAACCCCCUCCACGCCAGGAACCCUCACCAACCAAGGACUCCCCACCAUGCCAGGAACCCCCUGCAGCCCAGGCCCUCCCUCCCUGCCAAGACCUUCCUGCUAAGCAAGAGCCCUCUCCCAGCCAAGACCCUCUACUCAGCCAAGACCUCCCUACCAUCCAGGACCCUCCUGCUCAGGACCUUUCGCCUUGUCAAGACCUACCCCCCAGCCAGGCCCCGGAACCAGCUGAGGCCCUUGCUGAGACCACGGGCUCUGGGGACCCUCCAGCAGCCACCGGGGGCCCGCCUGUGGCCGCCAGGCCAGCCUUUGUGAUUCCUGAGGUCCGGCUGGAUAGUGCCUACAGCCAGAAGGCAGAGGCAGAGGGCGGCAGCUCCGGGGAUGAGGAGGAUGCAGAAGAGGCUGAGGAGGGGGAUGAGGGGGAGGAAGAUGAGGAUGAGGACACAAGUGAUGACAACUACGGAGAGCACAGCGAGGCCAAGCGCAGCAGCAUGAUAGAGACGGGCCAGGGUGCCGAGGGCGGCUUCUCGCUGCGAGUGCAGAACUCGCUGCGGCGCCGGACGCACAGCGAGGGCAGCCUCCUGCAGGAGCCCCGCGGGCCCUGCUUCUCCUCCGACACCACCUUGAACUGCUCUGACGGAGAGGGCACUACCUCUUCCUGGGCCAUACCUUCGCCCCGCACCCUCAAGAAGGAACUGGGCCGAAACGGCGGCUCCAUGCACCAUCUUUCCCUCUUUUUCACGGGACACAGGAAGAUGAGUGGGCCCGACACGGUUGGGGACAAUGACGAAGGCUCCCGGAAGAGAAAGAGCAAAAACCUAGCCAAGGACAUGAAGAACAAGCUGGGCAUCUUCAGGCGUCGGAACGAGUCCCCAGGGGCCCAGCCAGCAGGCAAGGCAGACAAAGUGAUGAAGUCAUUCAAGCCCACCUCGGAAGAAGCCCUCAAGUGGGGCGAGUCCUUGGAGAAGCUGCUGCUUCAUAAAUAUGGGUUAGCAGUGUUCCAGGCCUUCCUGCGCACCGAGUUUAGCGAGGAGAACCUGGAGUUCUGGCUGGCAUGCGAGGACUUUAAGAAGGUCAAGUCACAGUCCAAGAUGGCAGCCAAGGCCAAGAAGAUCUUUGCCGAGUACAUCGCCAUCCAGGCGUGCAAGGAGGUAAACCUGGACUCAUACACACGGGAGCACACCAAGGACAACCUGCAGAGUGUCACGCGGGGCUGCUUCGACCUGGCGCAGAAGCGCAUCUUCGGGCUCAUGGAAAAGGACUCGUACCCACGCUUCCUCCGCUCUGACCUCUACCUGGACCUCGUUAACCAAAAGAAGAUGAGUCCCCCACUUUAGGGGCCGCCAGGGUAGAGCUCAGCAUUCACACCAGGAGGGCUGGGCUUCCUCCUACGCCUCCCUCUCCCCUGCGACGGAGGGGGCAACCAAGCCCCCAGAGGCCACGUCUCCGGACAGACAGAUGGACAUUUGGAUGAGAGGCUUGGACCAAGAGAGGCCCAGGCCACCGGAGGAGAGAAGGACUGGCCCCAUUGGGUCCCCACUGCCGCGGUACGAGGGGGCUCAAGGGCCCCGGCAGGUCAGGGGCCCUGGCUGAGCCAGAUCCGGAGCUGCUGCUCCCUGCUGCGGAGACCUCGCAUCGACCAAGUUCCUUAAAGAACCGGCUGGUGGGGCAGGGGCAUGGCCCGGCCUCCAGGGCUCUCCAGGGGCCGCUGGGGCUCGCGCAGACCCCCGCCUUGAGUUUUUAUUUAUUUAAACAGUAGUAGGAUGCUUGACACGUCUUCCUGUGACAGGAAACCGUUGCCUCAUCAGUUUUCCUAAUUUACAAGUGCAAUAUUUUAACCAACGCCUUGUGAAAAGCCACCUUGCCGAGAAGGUGGGCACCAUUUCCCAGGUUCAGGGGACUUGCUGGUCCCAGGCACCAGUGGCAGGCAGCUGGGCCUUCUGGGCUGACGAGGCCCGGAGGAGCGGGCGGUACAGUCUGACCUCGCCCAGAAAUCCAGCGCCCUCGAGGAAGGAGGUCCGAUAGGGGCUCUGGGAAAGCAUGACACCCUCAGACCACACAGCAGCCAAGUUCUGGAACAAAUAAAAGGCCUGUGUUAGUUCUUGU
Molecule: messenger RNA, 4002 nt
Organism: Myotis brandtii (Brandt's bat)
Lineage: Eukaryota; Metazoa; Chordata; Mammalia; Chiroptera; Vespertilionidae
Gene: RGS3
Product: regulator of G-protein signaling 3
Exons: 22
Coding region: 63-3233 (1056 amino acids)
Biological process (GO): signal transduction
Cellular component (GO): nucleus; plasma membrane
Molecular function (GO): protein binding
Source: RefSeq, a predicted model, not a curated record